Messenger RNA from Morone saxatilis (striped sea-bass), 2970 nucleotides. RefSeq names its product microtubule-associated protein 9 (gene map9). The record is from RefSeq and is a predicted model, not a curated record. NCBI's taxonomy places the organism in Eukaryota, Metazoa, Chordata, Actinopteri, Moronidae. The transcript has 13 exons. Gene Ontology annotation, cellular component: astral microtubule. Gene Ontology annotation, biological process: mitotic spindle assembly; mitotic cytokinesis; regulation of mitotic cytokinesis. The coding region runs from base 299 to 2227 and encodes 642 amino acids. Gene Ontology annotation, molecular function: microtubule binding.
UAACCCUCUGUGGUUAAUCCUCUGAGCAUGCGCAGUGUUGAAACGGAACCGUCCUCCACGUUUCCCAGGGUUACCAUCAACAAGUCAGUUAGCCCCGCUGUAGCUAACGUUAGCACCAGCGUGCUUUAAGGUUGGACCAUUUCCGAACAGCAACCAGAAAACCACCAUGCUGCUAUCAGACUUUGCAUAAUGGUGAUGCAGCUAUAACAGCAGCGCAGGAAGCCGAUAAGAUACAGUGGACUUAGCGAACAGCUAGCUCGUCAAUGAACGCAAUCAGAAGAAAGUAAUAGUGUUUACAAUGACACAUCAGGACUUCGGGACGCUGGCUUACAAGAAAAGCCCGAAAACAUCGAGAAGGACAACUUUUCAGGAUGAACUUCAGGCUGCUGUCUCUGCCAGGGCAAGCAAAACUAAAAGAGACAAACUCUCUUACUCUGAUGACUUCCAUGAAGACGAAGAUGAUUUUUUGAAUGAACUCCUCAAAUCAAGAAGAAAGAAGGCUGGCGCAUUAAAGGCUGGGAAGAGUAAAGCCAAAAUCAACGACUUUGAGAUUUCAGAUGACGAAGGAAAACAUAGCAGGACGAAGAGAGUUUCAUUUCUGAAAACACACAGAAUCAGCUCUCCCUCGGAAGACGUUGGGGCAUCAGAGUCACGUGAAAGCGAGCCGCCUGACUCUUCCGUCGGUCAGCACAACGAUUAUAAUACCUCAUUUUCCUCACAACAUUCCACAAAUGUCAGUGAAGAUAACAUCCGAUUUAAAAACAGUGAUGGGGAGUCUAUCGAUCCGGAAAUCACAAGAGAGAGCUCAAAUAAGUCUCUGUCAUACCAAACAUCAGAUGAUACUCUCCUGGACAUGCCUCUACCUUUACCAUCUGAUAGCAGCGUGAUAGAAACUCCAGGUCCUGAGGAGAAGAGCAACUCUGUCCUGGAAGAAAGCUCAGAGACUCCACAGUUAUCAGCAACUUACCUCAACCACGUGUCCUCAGCAGAUAGCGCUACCGAGAGGGAGCCACCCAGGCCGAAACCGAGGCAAAGGACUCUUGGAUUAAACCUUCACGCCACAGAGAAGAUAGCUGAAGAUGCUGAAGAUGCUGAAGAGUCUCAGGAUCUCAGCAGGCCCCCGACCUCCUCUGCCUCCAUUCCCCUCUCCACUGGCACAUCCAGCAACAUCACUUGGACAGAUGGAGAUCAUGCAGGUUCGUGUAGCCUCAGCAAAACCUCUUCAAGCAAGAGUGAACAGUCGCAGCUAUUCACUAAGUCCACGGUUGAUACUGAAUCCAGAGAUGGAUUUAUAUCAGAUGAAAGCAAAGAGCAGGAGAGACAGUACUCCACGUCAUUUGAAGAGUUUAAUCAAGACUCAUCUCAACAAGAUCACUCAGAUCAACUCUCUAAUGAAAAAUCAUUGGAUACCGGGACAUCAAGUUCUCACUCUAAGACCACUCAGAGAUCGCACAGUGCGUGCUCCAGGAAAGUGGAAUCAAGGUAUUUGGGAUCUCUCAAAGUUCUGGAUCGUAAAGUCUCGCUACAAGAGUCUCAGCCGCAAGCAGCAGAUGCACUCAGAGCUGCCAUUUACCAGGAAUGGCUUCAAAAGAAAAAGGAAAAGUCAAGAGAGAACAUGCAACAGAAGAAGAAAGAAGAAACCUUGAAAGAAAAAAAGAAAAGGGAAGAAGAAGCUAAAAAGGAAGAAGCUGUUGCAUCAUAUGAGGCUUGGAAAGAAAAGAAAGCAGAGAGUCUCAAAGCAAAAGCCAAAGAAAAGCAAGAAAUUAUCCAAAAAGAGAAAAGAGCGAUUGAAGAGAAAGAGGAAAAAAAGCAAUCUGCUAAACAGGUGUUUGAACAGUGGAAACGUGAGCAUGAUCAUCUACUCAAAGAAAAGUACAGAAAAGAAAGAGAAGCUCAAAGUAAACUUGAGUUAGAAAAAAAAGAAAAGGAGGAAGAAAGAAAAAGAGACAGCAAAUCUGCUUUUUCUAACUGGCAUGAAAAGAAGAAAGAUGUUAUCCAAGAAAAAGUCACAAUGGAGCGUAAAGAAUUCCAAAAUAAAGCGGAGGAGGAACGAUACAUGAAAGAAGAGAGAGAUAAAAUAGCUUUAGAGAUGUAUGAGAACUGGCUGGCACGGAAAGAGCUGGAGCAGAAGAGACAAAGAGAAGAAAGACGAAUACAAGCGAUACUCCAAGACAGUCCACCUCCACCAUGGAGUCCCCCUAAUAAAACUAUACCAUUUAAAAAAUAACAUUUGAAUUGUAACAUACCACCCUGAAGAUAUCUGUGGGUCAUGUGUUACAUUUGAAAUUAUACGUUUUGUACUUUAAGUUUUAUCCAAAGUGUGUUUUAAACAUAGUUGAUGACAGCUGUUAAAUUUUAUAUUGUUUUGUAUUAGCCAGCAGCUCUAGUGUGAGUUUAUAUUUUUAUAAUUUUAACACAAGAAAUGUGUGAUUACUUCCAAUAACGAAACCCUUUUUAUAAAUGCGGUGGUCUCUUCUUACCAUGUUAUACAUCCGAAUGUAAAGCAGCAAUAAGAAAAUAAUAUUUACAUAAAAAGGCUAAUGUAAUUAAACUACUAAUGUUUAUUGUUGAACUACUGUUGAUUUCCACAUGGAGUUUAUUAUUCCCAAAAACAUCACAUAAUCUUAGAAACUGAUUAACAGCUUGUAUUUUAUGUUAAACACAUAUUUUUUUAAUUGGUGGAUUUAUUUUAUUAUUUAAAAUGCUGGUCAUUUUUGCAUGUCACCUUUUUUUCUGUUUUUAUUCAUUUUCAUUCUCCAUCAUUCGCAACAUAUAGUUUUGAAUUUAAAAAGUACUAUUUAAGAUGCAACAACAUAAUACAUUUCUUUCCACCAGCAUGAGGGUGACACUUUAAACAAGUUUCUACAGAGAGAAAUAUUUUGGAUUUAGACCUGGUGAAUGAGUGCUGUUCAGUAAUUUGUUUACGGCCUGCUGUUAGGUCUGCUCCUAGUCUAUUAUCCAAUAAAAGAC